This is a messenger RNA of Portunus trituberculatus (swimming crab), 4101 nucleotides long. Its product is annotated as neurensin-1-like. The record is from RefSeq and is a predicted model, not a curated record. NCBI's taxonomy places the organism in Eukaryota, Metazoa, Arthropoda, Malacostraca, Decapoda, Portunidae. Bases 542 to 1429 code for a protein of 295 amino acids. Gene Ontology annotation, biological process: nervous system development. Gene Ontology annotation, cellular component: neuronal cell body; transport vesicle; neuron projection. The transcript is spliced from 8 exons.
UACUCGCCACUCAGCGAGGCGGGAAGGAAGCGCCGCGCGUUGUAAACAUAAACAAGAGGCUGUGAGAGUGACGCUGCAGGCGACAAGCGAGGCGGCAUGUGUCCAUGAGAGGACUGAUCUGAUUAAGCCUGGUGGUGUGAUGCUGGAAAGCCAUUCAGCAGAAAGAAAACAAACAUAGCAGGAGGAGGUGCAAACUGAGGACGUCUUGAUGCAUGAUAUUGAUUUGAAUAAGGGAGGCCACAAGAAAGAUGGCUGGAUUGACCAGGAGCCUGAGUGAUCUGCUUCCUUAGGACAAAAGUUGGGAGUCUAUGUCUGCAGCCACAACAUGAAGGCUUGCCAAGCGUCUCGUUUGGCGUGCUGUGCUUCCUGUUUCUUGAUACCAAAGAGGCUUAUGGACUCGUACUUGUUACUUGGAUCCUGUUUCUGAGAACUUCACCUGCAUCCAGUGUGGUGUCGGCCGCGUCUUGAAGGCAGCGCACGUUUUCCAGGCUGGCUGGCAGCUGGUCGGCGCGGGUGACGCAGCCCUGUGCCCGCUGCCGCCAUGGAGGACAGCGAGACGGAGGCGGCGGAGACUGACCCGCUGGUGAAGCAGGGCGGGGACAACCGUCUCCAGGACUCUGGAGGCGGCGGGCAACGGCGGUGGGCCGGCGGCGGGCGAAAGGCAGGGCGUCACCACCCUGACGGCCGGCCUCGGCUCUCCCUUGUUCCGGAAACUUGUGAGAAGAGCACCGAGGAGGAGGCGGACCAGCACAAAGAUGGAUACGAGGAGGGAACAGGAUGCAAAAAAGCUGCAGAGUCGCCGACACCACUCUGUCCCUUUUUCGGCGUCAAGAACUACCUCCAUCACUUCUAUGAGAAGCAGGACAUCAGUAACCCAGCGUUGUACGAGGAUGCUCCCAUGGGGAUGGAGCAGGUGUUCCUGGUGAAGCAGGGGGACAGCGGCUGCUCCUCGUCAGUGUUUCGGCUCUCCCUCGUGCUCGGCGGCCUCCUUCUCCUCCUAGGUGUCGUUGCCUUCGUCGUCGCCGCCAUCGCUGCCCGACGGACUGUUGUCGUUGGCGAGCACGGCGGUGUGUCGAUCGUGGACCACUUAGCCUCGUCGCACAACGCCCAGGUGGACGCGCUGCUGCUGGUGGGCCUGGUGGCGGUGACGCUCGGCUCCACCGUGGUCGCCGCCUCACUCAUAUCCCGCACUUUUUGCACUAGACAGGAAGAAACUUUCUACCCAUUCAGGAUGGGCCAGUUUGUGCAGGAGCCUCCCAUCUCGCCCACUGACAAGAAGGUGCCAGUGACGGAGAGACUGACGCAGGUGCAGCCUACAUGGAGUGUUCCCUCCUACACCAACACGUGUCCCACCUUCUCCCCCAACCCGGAGGUGACCUUACAAUCCCCGGGGGCGACGGACAAGGAUUCAAAACAAAAGGCUGGUUAACACUAACAUUUUUUGAGGAGAAACAUGUUUAUUCUCAGCUAGACAUCGACUACAUUAGAAAAGAGGAAUAGUGUUCAGUUGGUGAAUACAGUAUUUUCAGUGUAGUGCUUGAGAAUUUUUGAGACUUUUGAGGUUAUGGAUCGCUUUGGUCAGGCGAUGUCAGUGUCCGCCGACCCACAUCAGUGCAGGGCUGUCCCAGUAAUAUUGUGUCGAGGUGUGGACGGAGCCCGCGGUGGGGGAAUUGAAAACACGAAAACCAAUAUAUCGAGUUGGAAGCCUUGGGAGUGACUGUCCAUCUUUAGUAGCGCCGAGGCAGAGAUGACGAAGGGCGAGUCUUGGCAGAGGGAGGGACUAGCUGAGACAAAACAGACAGACAUUAGGGGUGUUAACGACAAGUCGGGUUUAGGAGAUGCCUGAAAACAGAUGCUUGUGCGAAUUUAUCAUUGUUUUCAAGUACUAGCUUAUCAAUGUUUUCAGAUCUCUCUCUCUCUCUCUCUCUCUCUCUCUCUCUCUCUCUCUCUCUCUCUCUCUCUCUCUGCUAUGAUACUUCCUAAUUACUUGAAAUAACUUAGGUCUGCAGGUCUUAACUUACAGAGGCUAUCAUUACAUAAUUUGAUCUGCUUAAAAGACCAAGUUUCUCUCUCUCUCUCUCUCUCUCUCUCUCUCUCUCUCUCUCUCUCUCUCUCUCUCUCUCUCACACACACACACACACACACACACACACACACACACACACACACACACACACACACACACACACACACACACACACACACACGAUUGUUUACAGAAUAAGGUGAAAAACAAGGUUAGGCCUGAUGGGGGAGAAUCCUGACAGAGCCACACUCACGCUCGCUGAACUAACCUCCACCCGGCCUUGCUACACUGUCAUCACCUCGCCUCUCCACUGUACGGCAUGUGUGUGUGUGAUCAUGCUCUCAGCCCAGACUCGUCCUUCGCCUCCUCGCCUCCGCCACUCUCUCGUCGAGCCCAUGGUCUAGGUCAGUGAUUUUCAGCCUUCUUGUACUCAUGGCCUACAUUUGGUAUCCCUAGAUAUUCAUGGCCUACUGCCCUUCAGAAUCGUGUGGUGGUAUAAUUAUUUUAAACCAUUUUUAUAUAUAGGGUACAUAUAUUUUUCUUGUUUAUUUUAUUUUCUGUUAUUUUCUUCAUCUUCCGUGGCAUGGCCCUCCCUUGAGAACAGUCCAUGGCCCACAGGCUGAGAACCACUGGUCUAGGCUCUUGUCGAACGCAUCAGUAUGAAACACGCCAGCCCCGAUCCUAACUUUUUAACCCCUAUUUUCUAUUACGGAGGAGCAAAAUUUUGAUAGGAGAUGAAGUUUCCAUUAUUCUGAAGUGUCAUUUAAUCCGUUGAGCGUAACACUUCUCCACAAGCCGUGAGGUCCUUCCCGCUGGUUUUAGGGACGAUUUUUUUUAACUUCAUUUGGUAUUUUGUCCCGCGUUGCUUCCAGGCUCCUGCGAGGAUGUUUUACUCGGCUUGUGCUGUGUCAAGGGCUAGCCGCGCCCACUGAAUACACCAGCUCGUACCGCAAGCACUACAAGGCACUGUAAAUCGAAAAGUAAGCGUAUACAAUAUUCUGGAUGUGUUCGUUGUGUGUAUUGUACCGUGUGCCACUCACCGCUGUUUCAGAUGUGCGCCAUUACACUUGUGGCGCACGUCUCUUGUCAUAGUUAUGAUACUUUUGUUGUUACUCAUAUUAUUAUUAUUAUUAUUAUUAUUAUUAUUAUUAUUAUUAUUAUUAUUGUUAUUGGUUAUAUUUCCACCUUUACUAGUGAUGCCGUUCCCUGGGAGAUCAGACGCCACUCGGGGAACGAAGCAGGACGGGUAAAGUUGUCCUGGAUUGUCACUUAUUAUGCGUGUCUCGUACUAUUCGGCGGGUGCAAGUUUUGUCGCCGAGGAAGUUCUAUAAUGAGAAAUGUCUGCCUUGGGAGGUGAGGUGUUUCUUUGUCUGUUUAGUGACCGUUCGUCUUUCUCGCUACUCGUCAUUUGACGCCACUAUACGCAUUUUGCAUGCCCUUUCCCCCUCGCCUGAGUUGUCUAUGUCUGCUGCCUCUGAUCAGAUUGUUUGGCUCAGCUGGUGGAAGGCAGACGAGACAUAGCGAGUGUCCACCGUGUCUUGUUUUCUGUGCUGUCUUUAAAUAAGCUCACUUUUUUCUUCUUUCUUUCCUUUCUCCGUUUUGCUAACGUGUUGUAGCACAAAAAAGGUAUAUAUAUAUAUUUCAACGGAGCAAAUAUUUGGCGUCAAGUACUACAAAUGUGUAUAAUGACGUUGGCCUUUAAAUUACUUGUCCUUUAUGACCGUGAUGCUACUCGUUCCAUCGUAAUUAUGUUUUGUGUGUCGCCGUGUUGUCGUUUGCAUCAAUCACGACUGCAAAUGUGUGCCAAUCAGUAUAAGCUAAAACUCCAUUGUUGUCAGGUGUGCUAAUUGUUGGUGAAGAUAUGAUGGUAUGUGACGUUGAUAGUCUAUUUUAUCCACAGUUAUAUACUCGAGUAAGACAGACAGUGUUGAUACGAGCGUUGUGAAGAGUUGUCAUGGAGAGGGUAUAUCUUGUUCCUCACGUCACGCUACCCGCCACGUGUGCCAACGCUCGUGCACACUUGUAAUGCUGUAGUCGUUGGAACUUCUGGAAUAUAUAUUUUAGUGGAGUGUUGA